GAAACCCAGCAGCAGCAGCAGGACACGACCUGCGGUGCCUCAUCUCUCACGGAGGAGAUCCCGAAAGAAACCCCCCUCCCGCCUCUACACACACAGCCAUGGCAGACAACGCCGGCUUGGAAAACCACCGCAUCAAGAGCUUUAAGAACAAGGGGCGAGAUGUCGAGACUAUGCGAAGGCAUCGAAAUGAGGUGACGGUCGAGUUGAGAAAGAAUAAACGAGACGAACAUCUACUGAAGAAGAGAAACGUCCCACAGGAGGAGAGUCUGGAGGACUCUGAUGUCGAUUCAGACUUCAAAGGGCAAAACGUUACACUAGAUGCCAUCUUACAGAACGCAACCAGCGAGAAUGCGGUCAUCCAGCUCAGUGCUGUGCAGGCAGCCAGAAAACUGCUCUCCAGUGACAGAAACCCCCCCAUUGACGACUUGAUAAAAUCUGGCAUCCUGCCCAUUUUAGUCAAUUGCCUGGAAAGAGACGACAACCCCUCUCUUCAGUUCGAGGCAGCUUGGGCUCUGACCAACAUUGCCUCUGGGACGUCGGCACAGACUCAAGCUGUGGUUAAAUCCAAUGCAGUGCCGUUGUUCUUGCGACUGCUACGCUCUCCCCACCAGAACGUAUGUGAACAGGCUGUCUGGGCGUUGGGAAACAUUAUAGGUGAUGGCCCACAGUGCAGGGAUUACGUCAUCUCCCUGGGUGUGGUCAAGCCGCUGCUGUCCUUCAUCAACCCUUCCAUCCCCAUCACCUUCCUACGCAACGUCACGUGGGUCAUCGUUAACCUCUGCCGCAAUAAGGACCCACCCCCGCCCAUGGAGACGGUGCAAGAGAUUUUGCCUGCCCUCCGUGUGCUAAUACAUCACACAGAUAUAAAUAUUCUCGUUGACACAGUGUGGGCUUUAUCCUACCUGACGGACGGCGGCAACGAGCAGAUCCAGAUGGUCAUUGACUCUGAUGUUGUCCCACAUCUUGUGCCUCUCCUUAGCCACCAGGAGGUGAAAGUGCAGACAGCAGCUUUGCGGGCGGUGGGAAACAUUGUAACUGGCACCGACGAGCAAACACAAGUUGUUCUGAACUGCGAGGUCCUCAGAUACUUCCCCAACUUGCUCACACACCCAAAAGAAAAGAUCAAUAAGGAAGCAGUCUGGUUCCUGUCCAACAUUACAGCUGGGAACCAGCAGCAGGUCCAAGCUGUGAUCGACGCCGGGCUCAUCCCCAUGAUCAUUCACCAACUGGCCAAGGGGGACUUUGGGACUCAGAAGGAGGCAGCAUGGGCCAUCAGCAACCUCACCAUCAGUGGAAGGAAAGACCAGGUGGAAUACCUGGUGGAACAGAACGUCAUCCCUCCCUUCUGUAACCUGAUGCUAGUCAAAGAUCCUCAGGUGGUGCAGGUGGUCCUGGACGGCCUCAAGAACAUCCUCAUCAUGGUGGGUGACGAAGCCAGCACCAUCGCUGAGAUCAUCGAGGAGUGCGGAGGCUUGGAGAAGAUUGAGAGCUUGCAGCAACAUGAAAAUGAGGACAUCUACAAGCUAGCCUUUGAGAUUAUUGAUCAGUACUUUUCAGGAGAUGAUAUCGAUGAAGAUUCCAGCUUGAUCCCUGAGAGCACUCAAGGAGGAACCUUCAACUUUGACCCUGCUUCCAACAUGCAAACAAAGGAGUUUAAUUUCUAAAAAAGAGGGAAAAAAAGCCAGGAUGUUUGCUUCAACCAGCUGCACGGGUACUCUGUAAAUCCCCUUUUCUUCCUCUUCCCAGCACACACUGACAUUCAUCCAGCUCUGCUCCCAACCUGGAUGCAUCCCUUCAACAUGGAUCCUCACAGUCACACUGAGGGAUUAUUUCAGUACCCUUGCACUGAGGGCUGCUGCGUUUUUGUUUUUUAAAAAUCACCAUCUGGCAACUUGCACCACAACAAAGUUUGUCUUCUUUUCUCUGUCAUAUCACACAAUGGCAACAGUCUUCACAAGCACACUUUAAACACACAUUCUGACAAUUCACCAAGCCAUCAUGUCACUAAUGGGGGAGAAUUACUGCUGUUUUUCUUUUUGUUUUUGUGCUUUUCCCACCACACCCACUCUUAGCAUCUUCCUGGCCCCCUCCUCACUCCACAGCUAAGCCAUGAUUAACCCCCUCCCUUCCCACUCCACUAAGGGUGAAACAGCUCCACAUGGCAGUCUUUUUUUUUUUUUUUUUUUUUUUAAUUUUUUAAAAUGAAACUUCUUCAUGAUGUCGCUUUUUUUCCACUUUUAAUUGACUUAGCCCUUCCCUCCCCCUAAAAAAUGCAAGUUAAUGUCAUUAUUCUAUGUAAAAAAGUGAACUGAUAAGAGGUUGUUUGACAAGUGCAGAGACUUCCUGUCACAUGUCUACUGUAGGACACUUUGUUCAUGACUCCCCUCCAAUGUGAAACUCGCUGGCAUUUUUUGGGGAGGACGGCAGCAGUGCAGUUUUUUAACUGACCUGAAUCUGAUCAUUUAGACGUUUUUGGUUAUGUGUUUUGAAACAUUAUUUUCUUAAAAAUUUUACUUCACAAUGUGGUCAGUUGUGGUUGGAGCUUCCGCAACAUUUUUGUUUGGACCUUUUCUCCCUCUCUUCAGUCUUACUCCAACAUCUGGAAACGUACAAAGGAGUCUUAGGGCCACGCUGACAAGACAAAAAUGUUACAAUUACAACAAAAAGGUGUAACGUUAUGAUAAUAAUGUGGUAAUGUAACAAGGAACUGUUAUAGCUGAAAUUAUUUUUUUUUAUGUCACAUUACGAGGAAAAGAAAGUUGGAAAUGUAUGCGGGAAAAGUCAGGUUUUUGCAAGAAAUGAGUCGUUCUGUUUUGAAAGUAGAACGUCAUAAUGUUACGCGAUAAAAGUUCUAACAUUGCCUUAACCAAAUCAUGAUAUGAUUGAAAACUAGUCACUAUUUUAAAAAAAAUGUCAAAAAUUGUAACAGUGAGAAGUUGAGUAACAGGAGUAAAAAAAAAUGCAAUUUUCUUGUGAAAAAGUUGCAGUUUUAUUAGAAUAAAGUCAGAAUGUUCAGAAAAAGAUUUAUAGUUCAACAUGACUAAAGUAUUUUUUUUAGGUUAAAAUAGCUUUUUUUUUCUUAAGCUAAGACUUUAUCUCGUUAAAUGUUUUAUUUGUAAUACGGCUUUUUUCUAUUAAACUAAAAGACUUUAUUCUUGUUUCUACAUCCUGUCUUACACCAAUGUUUAAAGGAGUCUUAGGGCCACACUGACCAGACAAAAAUGUGUAACGUUGUGAGAAUAGCAUUGUAAUAUUACGGGCAAAAACAUUGUAAUAUUUUAAACAUGCGAGGAAUAAAAAAAAAAAAGCCGAAAAGGUUUAGAGCACCAAGUCUCAUUGUUACUAAAGUAAAGUUUUAAUAUCACAAGAAUUAAUUGGAGAUUCUAAAUUGUCCUUUGGUGUGAAUGAUGUGCCCUGUGAUUGGCUUGCGACCAGUCCAGGGUGUACCCUGCUUUCACCCGAAGUUAGCCUUCGACGCCAUCAUACCCCCGCAACCAUGGUGAGGAUAAUCGGCGUAGAAAAUGGAUGAAUGGAUGGAAAAACAAAGUCAUAUCACGGCAUGAAGUUAUAACGUUAUGAGAACAAAUCAUGAGAUUAUGAGAAACAAGUCCAAAUUUUAUGUUAUUAGAACAAAGUCACAAUAUCGCGAGUACAAAUUUGCAAUAUUAAAGAGCUGAAGUUGCAUUUUUUUUUGUGAAAAGGCAAUGUUACCAGAAUGGUUGGCGUAUUCAUAGAAAGACUUGUAACUGAACAGGAAGAUUUUUUGCGUACAUUUAUGACUUUAUUCUUGUCAUACUAGUGUUUUAUUUCCACACACCACACACCCUUAUUUCCACGCACCCUAGAAAUAGGGUUUCAUUAUUCUUCAAAUGCUUUU
This is a messenger RNA of Dunckerocampus dactyliophorus (ringed pipefish), 3877 nucleotides long. Its product is annotated as importin subunit alpha-4. Gene Ontology annotation, molecular function: nuclear import signal receptor activity; protein binding. The record is from RefSeq and is a predicted model, not a curated record. Lineage: Eukaryota; Metazoa; Chordata; Actinopteri; Syngnathiformes; Syngnathidae. The coding region runs from base 99 to 1664 and encodes 521 amino acids. Gene Ontology annotation, cellular component: nucleus; cytoplasm; nucleoplasm. The transcript has 17 exons. Gene Ontology annotation, biological process: NLS-bearing protein import into nucleus.